Molecule: messenger RNA, 4226 nt
Organism: Portunus trituberculatus (swimming crab)
Lineage: Eukaryota; Metazoa; Arthropoda; Malacostraca; Decapoda; Portunidae
Gene: Alg10
Product: putative Dol-P-Glc:Glc(2)Man(9)GlcNAc(2)-PP-Dol alpha-1,2-glucosyltransferase
Exons: 5
Coding region: 261-1640 (459 amino acids)
Biological process (GO): dolichol-linked oligosaccharide biosynthetic process; protein N-linked glycosylation
Cellular component (GO): endoplasmic reticulum
Molecular function (GO): dolichyl pyrophosphate Glc2Man9GlcNAc2 alpha-1,2-glucosyltransferase activity
Source: RefSeq, a predicted model, not a curated record
UGAAAACAGAAUAUUUCAAGACAUUUAUCCCUUUCCUUUGGCUAACUCUCUCAGACCUGUAAGGGGACUGACAACUAAGUGGCCCUUUCUUGAAAUGUUAUGCUAUCCUUAGCCAACUUUCCUCUUACAUAAAUAAAUAAAUAAAUAAAAUAAAGCAUGAAAAGAGAGUCAGGAAAGCAAAAUAUUACUAACCCAGUGGUCUCUUUAAAGGUCCAGUGACAACAAGAAGACCCAGACCGAGACUCAGAUCAGCAGGAGCCAUGGGGACGCCGCAGCCUUCCUUCAUCUUCCCGCUGGUGGUGGGCUCCUUCACCGCCGUGUCCUACGUGUUCCUGGUGGCGGUGUACACGGUGCAGCCCACGCCCUUCAUUGAUGAGGCCUUCCACGUGCCCCAAGCUCAAAAAUACUGCGCUGGGAAGUUUAGAGAAUGGGACGCCAAGAUCACCACACUGCCGGGCCUCUACCUCUUCUCCAUCGGACUGAAUGGACCAGUGUCGUGGGUGUUGGGACGCCAGCUGUGUGAUGUCUUCUCCCUCCGCGUCACCAAUCUUGUUGCCGCUGCCUUCAUGCUCUCCUCACUCCACAAGCUUCUCACCUUCCUCCAUGGUACUAAGGUGGACGGGUGGAAGCUGAUCCUGGCGGGGGUGAACCUGUCGCUGCUGCCGGUGAUGUACUGGUUCACCUUUCUUUACUACACCGACAUCUUGGCAACGCUGGUGGUGCUGGUCAUGAUGUUGCUGCACUUCCACCGUGCCCCUACUGCUGCUGCUGCCAUGGGGGUGGUGGCGGUGAUGAUGCGCCAGACAAACAUCAUCUGGGUGGGGUUCCUGUGUGUCCUCCAGGCUGCUGAUGUCCUUGGAGCACGCAUGUUGAAGGCUCCUAUCAACACUGUGAAUGAUGCAAAGACACUGGUGAAGAGGCUCCGGAAGACAGCCACCAAGCCAUACCGUCUGGCGGAGGUGCUGGCGGAUGUGGUGGUGGAGUGCUUCGGGUAUGGCUUAGUGCUCCUCGGAUUUCUGGUGUUCGUGACGUAUAAUGGAAGCAUAGUUGUUGGAGAUCGCUCAGCACACCAAGCGACUCUCCAUCUCCCUCAGCUGGGAUACUUUGCUCUGUUCUUCAUCAUUUUCUCUCUGCCUCAUGUUCCUCACCACAUCAAGCCCUUUCUGAGAGUGUGCCAGCGUCGUCCUGGUCUCUGUGUCGCUGUUCUGGUGGCUGGCGUCAUGGUAGUGCAUUCCAACACACUAGUACAUCCUUAUCUAUUAGCCGACAAUAGACAUCUCACCUUUUACCUAUGGAACCGGUUUUAUGGAAGGUACGCAGCUGCUCGGUACAUCAUGGUCCCUGUGUACAUGUUUGGCGGGUUCAUGGUCCACUCGUUCAUUCAAAGCCGCAGUCUAGUGUUUCGUUUGCUGUAUCUCUUCUGCGUGAUGGCGACUCUAGUGCCACAACGACUGCUUGAACCACGAUACUUCAUCAUACCCUUCCUGGUGGCACGGCUGCAGACGAUAUCACGCAGCUGGUGGCUCCUGUGGGCUGAGACGCUCUACUUUCUUCUCAUUAACUGUCUCACUCUCUACCUGUUUGUUAGUAAGACUUUUCUGUGGGAGGACAGCACCGAGCUACAGAGAAUAAUUUGGUGAUGUGCUCGGCUGGGAUGCCCUUGUUUGUUUUGUGUUGUUGUGGUGUUUGUGGGUGUUUUGUGUUGGUUUUGGGUGUGGUAUGGGGAUGUUUUUCUUUAGUGUGUGUGUGUGUGUGUGUGUGUUUGUGUGAAUGGUUUUGGUAUCUUAUGUGUUUUUAAGUGUUUUUGUAUAUAUAUCUAUGUGUGUGUGUGUGUUUUUGUGUGUUUUUAAGCUUUCCUUGUAUAUAUCUGUGUGGGAGUUCUUUGUGUGUGUGUGUGUGUUUUUUAACUAGUUUAUAUCAAUGUGUUGGAGACUUUUAAGAGACGCACAUGUCAAUAUCCCAUUAAGUGUUGCAUGUUAUCCUGUGUUGCCUUGAGUGUUCCAUUACCCUUGUUUUCCACCUUGUCAGCACACAACACACCAAGUCGACCCAUGUUUCUCAAUCCAAAAUCCAAGUGUUUUAAGUGAGAAAUGCUUGUGCCCUCAAUCAACACUGUUUUCCAAGCCCUCAGAGAUGAAAUAGCCAGGUUCUUAAGUGUUUCUCCUGUCUGUGGUGUGUAAACUGUAUUCGUGUGUGUGUGUUGUAUAUCUUCCUAAAAAAAGUAUUAUUGUUAUUGAAAAGAUUUGUGUAUUGAUGUUAUUUUAUCCAGAUGUUUACUAAGAUAUUUUUAUUAUUAUUAUUAUUAUUAUUAUUAUUAUUAUUAUUAUUAUUAUUAUUAUUGUUGUUGUUCAUGUGUUACUCCUAUGGAUGUUAAGUCUAGUCUAUCCUAUUUAUCUAUUUGUUUACCUGUUUAUUCUUGAUUUCCUCCUAUAACUGAGUACUUGGUCAAAUACUCUCAUUAUUUGGUUGAGUAGAACCAUUUGUUAUAUAUGAAACUUGCCAUAAUGGAGGUUACAAUUCACAUUUAUAGAUUUGCAACCAAUUUUCCUUAUCUUAUAUUUUUUUUCUGCACCACUACCACUACUUAACUAAACUCAAAAACACCCUUUCCUCUUGACCAUUCAAUGCGAUUACUACUACAACUACCACUAACACCAUUUCUAACUGCUUCUAUCUCUUAACUAAACUCAAACACACUCCCUCCUUUUAACCUUCACUGAGACAAAGUACAAAGCUUUCAUUACCCAUUGAAGACUAGAGCAGACAGGAGAACAAAGGACCUGUAGAUAGAUGCCAAGGCAUCACCAAUACUCUAGAGUGAUGCUUAGUGACUCUGUAGCCUGAUAACCUCUGUAUUUUGUGAUAGAGAGGGGAUAUGUGUGACUGAAGAAGAGGAGGGAAAGGAGUAAGAGGUUGGAGGAGGAGGAGGAGGAAAAAUACAAUAAAAUCAAUAGAAAGUUCACAUUUUGGGAGGUAAUAAGGAACUGUGACUAGAGAAGAGGAGGAAGAUUUGUGAAGUAGAGAGAAGAGGAGGAAAAGAAGGAGGAGGUUGGAGGAGAAGGAGGAAGAGGAAAAAAAGCAAUAAAAUCAACAAAGAUAAAUUUUGUGAAGGUAAUAAGGGUGUGUGUGACUGAGGAAGAGAGAGAGAGAGAAGAGGAGGGAAAGAAGGAGGAGUUUGGAGGAGAAGGAGGAGUAAGGAUAGAUGUUGUGGAGUUAAUAAAGAUCUGUGUGACUGAAGAAGAGAGAGAGGAGAUGAGGAAAGUAGAAGGAAAAGAGAAAAAAAAUGAGUUAGAAAAUAGAAGGAAAAAUAGAAAAAAAAGGAAAAGUAGAAAAGAGAAGGGAACAGAGAAUAAAAUAAAAAGUAGAAAAGAAGGAAAGAAGAAAAGGAAAAGCAGGAGAAGGAAUAGAAAAGAGGAAAAAGAAGGAAACAAAUUAGAGAAUAGAAAAGUAGAAAAGAAAAGAUAAAUCAGUUAGCAAAUAAAAGGAAAAGAAAAGGGAAAGCAGGAAUAGAAAUGAGGAAAAGAAGGAAAUAGAGAAUAGAAAGAAAAGCAAAAAAGAAGAAAAAUCAAUUAGCAAAUAGAGGAAAAAAUAGAAAAGGGAAAGCAGGAAUAGAAGAGGAAAAAGUAGAAGAAAAGAGAGGAAAGAGUAGGAAGUCUGAGAGAAAGGACCUUUUUUUUUUUUUUGCACCUCUUGUAGUGAACUUAGUGGUAUUUAUGUGCUUGUAUGAGGAAACCAGAGACAGGUACUUUUUUAUUUCUCUCUCUCUCUCUCUCUCUCUCUCUCUCUCUCUCUCUCUCUCUCUCUCUCUCUCUCUCUCUCUCUCUCUCUCUCUGUGAACCUCCGUAUUGUUGUGCAAUUUCCUAUGACUGUAUUUGCAUUUAUUCGUAUUACUGUCAUUUUUUAACCGUAUGAGAGAGAGAGAGAGAAAGAGAGGGGGGGGUACUGAAUAAGGCUAGUGUUUGUAUGUAUAUAUCGUAAGUGUUGUGUUAUUAAUAUUAUCAUGUAUUUAUGUGUUUAAGUCAUGUUUUUUAUAUAUAUGAUGCACCUUAAAAGACAUUGGUGUGGGUGUGGGUGUGUGUGUGUGUGUGUGUGUGUGUGUUUGGUCCUGACAAGGAUUUAAAUGAGAAAUAUAUUUUGUGUAGAAUGUUUUGUUAUUAUUAUUAUUAUUGUUAUUAUUAUUAUUAUUUGACUGACUAUAUUUUUACCAAUACAAGAUAUGGUUCAAG